This is a messenger RNA of Aspergillus ibericus CBS 121593, 790 nucleotides long. RefSeq lists its product as uncharacterized. The record is from RefSeq and is a predicted model, not a curated record. Lineage: Eukaryota; Fungi; Ascomycota; Eurotiomycetes; Eurotiales; Aspergillaceae. The transcript has a single exon. Bases 198 to 590 code for a protein of 130 amino acids.
GUGAAACAUUGCUGGUGUGCUCUUUGUUUGGGCUUCGUCCAAGCCUAUUCGCAUGCAACAUAAAACAUGCCAAAUCCCCAAGUAUCAUUUUAUUCUUCCUGUACAUGAUCAUCGCUUUCAAAAUACCAUUACUACCUUUUUCUCUCCAUACAAACCUCCCCAUACCUUGAUCGACCCUCACGAGCCACCCCAGUGAUAUGUCCCUGCCUUUUCAACGCACAGCUAACACCAAUACCGGCGCCGGAUUCCAUACCAAUUCCGCGGUGAGUGGAGGAUUGAAACGUUCAAACGCAUUUUCCCGCAAGCGUGAAGAGAAGAAUCCACUGAUAGACCGUCAACAGCCACUGAGAUCCGAUCCGUCAAUGUCUAGAGAACCAAAUAGCUGGACCAAAUAUGGUCGCAAGGAGGAUAUCCGUCCUGAUAUGACCCGAGACAAGGGCAAGCGCCCUGAGGGUCUUAGGGCUGGCGCGCCUGCCAGUUCAUCGACGCAGAAAUUGGCAAAUAGCUAUGCUGAUCCAUCUCCCAAGCGCGGGGGGAUCGAAACCAAUCCGCAGAAUGUUCGGUGGCCUUUUCUGGGUAAAAUGCGGUAAUUCUGGUCGGCUGGGUCCGUCAGAUACGGUAUGUGCAUGGAACUGAGGUGCAUCAAAGCAUUAGAGAUGUCUGUUAUGUCUGCGUGAUGCUUUACGAGUUUCUCUGAUGACUUAUGACAUUUUGAUGGGUAUGAUCGUGAUGCUCGAUGUUAUCUUCUACUGCAUUUUGGCUUUGUUCUUGUGGUUUGCUAAUUUCUCGC